GUUUAUCUAUAUUUAAUUACUUAUAUCCAAGCCAACACAACACAGUGUAAAAUCGAUCCUUCCAACACCCAGAGCUUAUCUAUAUUUAAUUACUUAAAUCCAAGCCAACACAACACAGUGCAAAAUCAAUCCUUCCAACACCCACUCCCCCAGUUUCUCAUUGAGUGGAUUAGGUUCUCACUGUCUAAAAUAGACAGAUUUUUUUUGUGCUUCUUCGCAAUCAUGGCGGCUCGGAGGAUAUCCUCGCUCUUAUCUCGUUCCCUUGCUUCUUCACCAGCUCUCCUUUCCAAAGGGAGGAGGCCUUCCGGUAGCAGAACAACUGGCAAAUAUAGCACCUCCGCUGCUGUUGAGGAUCCAAUUACUCCAUCUGUGAAAGUAAAUUAUACCCAGCUGCUAAUCAACGGACAGUUUGUGGAUUCAGUUUCAGGAAAAACUUUUCCUACACUGGACCCAAGGACUGGAGAAGUCAUUGCGAAUGUUGCUGAAGGUGACGCCAGAGAUAUUGAUCUUGCAGUUUCUGCUGCACGCAAGGCAUUCGAUGAUGGGCCUUGGCCUAGAAUGACUGCUUAUGAAAGGUCAAAGAUACUUUUGCGAUUUGCCGAUUUGGUUGAAAAGCAUGCCGAUGAAGUUGCAGCACUCGAAACUUGGGACAAUGGGAAAACAUACGAACAGUCAGCCAAAUUGGAAGUCCCAAUGUUUGUACGCCUCUUCCGAUAUUAUGCGGGGUGGGCCGAUAAGAUUCACGGACUCACAGUUCCAGCUGAUGGCUCGUAUCAUGUGCAGACCUUGCACGAACCAAUUGGUGUUGCGGGUCAGAUUAUUCCAUGGAACUUUCCUCUGCUCAUGUUUGCUUGGAAGGUUGGUCCAGCAUUAGCAUGUGGGAAUACUAUUGUUCUGAAGACAGCCGAGCAGACACCUUUGUCUGCUAUCUAUGUGGCUAAGCUAUUGCAUGAGGCUGGACUUCCUGCGGGCGUUCUCAAUAUUGUUUCCGGUUAUGGACCCACUGCUGGUGCUGCUCUUGCCAGUCAUAUGGAAGUUGACAAGCUUGCUUUUACUGGAUCAACCGAAACAGGGCAGAUUGUACUUGAACUAGCUGCAAAAAGCAAUCUGAAGCCAGUAACUUUGGAGCUUGGUGGAAAAUCCCCUUUCAUUGUAUGUGAGGAUGCUGAUGUGGAUAAGGCUGUCGAGAUGGCACACUUUGCUCUCUUCUUCAACCAGGGACAAUGCUGCUGUGCUGGUUCCCGUACUUUUGUUCAUGAAAAAGUGUAUGAUGAGUUUCUAGAAAAAUCAAGGAAACGAGCUGCAAACCGCGUUGUUGGUGAUCCAUUCCUAGGUGGAAUUGAGCAAGGUCCUCAGGUGGACGGCGAACAAUUCAAAAAGAUUUUGAGAUAUAUAAAAUCUGGGAUUGAAGGUGGAGCCACUCUCGAAGCUGGAGGAGAGAGGUUUGGUUCCAAGGGUUACUAUGUCCAGCCAACAGUUUUCUCGAACGUCAAGGAUGACAUGACAAUUGCACAGGAGGAGAUUUUUGGUCCUGUACAGACAAUCUUGAAAUACAAAGAGGUUGAGGAGGUGAUAAGGAGGGCAAAUGCUAGUCGCUAUGGGCUGGCGGCUGGGGUGUUUACUCAAAAUAUCGACACAGCCAACAGGCUGACCCGUGCGCUGAGAGUUGGGUCUGUGUGGAUCAAUUGCUUCGAUAUAUUUGAUGCUGCGAUUCCUUUUGGUGGGUACAAGAUGAGCGGACAUGGACGAGAAAAGGGUAUUUACAGCCUCAGCAAUUAUCUGCAAGUGAAGGCUGUUGUCACUCCUUUGAACAACCCUGCUUGGCUCUAAGAUGCUAUCCCCAUGCCUUUUCUUUUUCUCUAUUUUGUUUCAUCGUCGCCAAUAAAAUAUGUGAAGCCAAGAUGGCUGUUUAAGCCCUAUAAUGAAUGAUAAUUUGACAAAUGUUGUUUCUGCUUCUA
Cucurbita moschata (crookneck pumpkin) is the source of this 1958-nucleotide messenger RNA. RefSeq names its product aldehyde dehydrogenase family 2 member B7, mitochondrial-like. The record is from RefSeq and is a predicted model, not a curated record. NCBI's taxonomy places the organism in Eukaryota, Viridiplantae, Streptophyta, Magnoliopsida, Cucurbitales, Cucurbitaceae. The transcript is spliced from 12 exons. Bases 223 to 1830 code for a protein of 535 amino acids. Gene Ontology annotation, molecular function: aldehyde dehydrogenase (NAD+) activity.